AGGAUGAAGGCUGAGUGGUCAGGCUUCAGAACUGAUUUAAAGAUAGCCCAUCAAGUCACGCGUGGUUGGGGUCCCCCACUGAGCUGCGGGUUUAGCCUCGUCUUGGUUUGUCUUUCAGGACACUGAGGUCCAGCCUCACUGAGCAGGCCACCCCCAAGAGCUUCCUCCCACGGGAGCCCCCGAGAUCUGACCAUGUCUAUCAUGGACCACAGCCCCACCACGGGCGUGGUUACGGUGAUUGUCAUCCUCAUCGCCAUCGCUGCCCUGGGGGCCUUGAUCCUGGGCUGCUGGUGCUACCUUCGGCUCCAGCGCAUCAGCCAGUCAGAAGAUGAGGAGAGCAUCGUGGGCGAGGGCGAGACUAAGGAGCCCUUCCUGUUGGUACAGUACUCGGCUAAGGGACCGUGUGUGGAGCGGAAGGCCAAGCUGACCCCCAACAGCCCGGAAGUCCACGGCUGAGCUGGGAUGCGGAGGGCUCCUGGUCCUGUUUGCAGCAGGCUGAGAGGCGACGGGUCGGGUGGAACCACAGAUGUGCUGCUGUCCAAGAGGAAGGGUUGACACCUGUUGGCAUGGCCUCGGCAGGCUUCGUCAUCGCAUGCACUGACUCUCGGGGCCCCAGACCCGACCCGGGACCCGCUGGCCCGGGGCAUCCCCUCGACCUCCUGGCAGGCUGCCCAUUGCAGGCAGUGGGUAGACCUGACCCCGCUGGGGUUCAUGGCCCCAUAGCGCUUUUGUUACUUGAAUGUUUAGCUGAGCCUGUUUUUGAUGGAGCUACUACAGUAAUGCGUGAACUAACCAACCUGUGAACUGUAAAUAGGCCCCAGAAGCACGUGCAGCCUUUUUGCUGAUGUUUUAAAAUACCACCUAGAGCACAUGGAACUGGUUUGAUUCCGACCGUACUAAUGAUGAGUGGAGUCGAGACUAUGGAGGAGGGUCUUAGACUUGGAAGGCCCAAGUCACACUUGGCAGGGGUCUUUAUAAUGUGUGUGUAUGUACGUACACAUGUGUACAGGAAGUGAAAUGUCAGUUUUAAGUCUCGUGGCUGGCCAGGUGGGGUGCUUUGGGGAUUUCUGCUUGGUUGGCAGUCGGUGGAAGAACCAUGCUCUCUUCUUCCUCUAGGUAGAUUAGGUGGUUAAAUAGCAGUUCCUGUUGAUAGUGGGAGUAUUGCAAGGAAGCUACUGUACCUGCUUGAGAGCCAGUGAAGGACGUAUCAGGGCGCAAGUCCCAAGGACUCUCAGGCAUCCCAGUGGCAGAGCAGUUUCUUGCCCCUGUGGUCUUAGCAUGCCCUGUCCCCGUCCCCUGCCAGUCCCUGCUCCCACCUGGCACCACUUAGCGCAGGCUUUGCUCUAAUUGCUUUGGCCUCUUAGAAACACCAGAGCCCAUGGUGGCUCCUUGUAGUCUAAAAUCCAAGGGGCCCAGGAGAAACAAAAUGUUGUGGAGUUUUUGUUUUUGUAUUUAAUAAUUUUCUGCACUGGCGGGGGAGGGGGUUGUUGAGGGGUUUGGGAUUUCUUUCCCCUCUUCCCUUUUCACGUGUUCUCUUCCUUGCCUCAGAUUACCACCCACCUGCUGGGUAUUGAAUUCCCCUUUCCUCCGCGGGUCACUGCAUGAUGUGUGCAAAGCAUGAGCACUAGCAGGUCACUCCUCAUGUGCAGAAAGGGGCACCCCGACCUCCAGUCACACAGACCACUCCCUGACAACUUGUGCUUGGGACAGUGGACUUAGGUUAGGCUUGGUCUUUGCCACGGUGAUGAGCAGGUGGUUCAGUCAAGCCAGCACCUCAGCAGCCUGCAUCUCCGUGAGGUCCCGUGUCCACAUCAGCGAGCUCACUUAGAUUUUUAAUCCCACUACCAUAAGCACACUCUAAACCCAUCAUGUUUCACUCGUCCUCAGUCAGGAACAGGCAGCUGGCCCUGGCUUAACUGUGGAGUGCUGGCCCUGAACGUUGGAGCACCUGCGAGGUCUUGUUCCCUGGUCAGGCUGAAGUGUCUCCCAGCCCCAUCCCCAUUGUCUCCGAAAGCAUGUUGACCUAGUCUGCUUUUCAGAACCUUGAGAGGGGACUGUAGGGAACAUUUAGUUUAGCAGUAAACACCUAAACUGGGGGGUCAGACAUUAAGUAAUAGCUUGGGGGGAGGGAAAACCAAAAACCAGACCCUUCGCCGCCAGUUCAACUCAUAGCUGCCCUGUAGAACAGAGUAGAACUGCCCCAUAGGGCUUCCAAGGAACAGCUGGUGGAUUCAAACUGCCGACGUUUUGUUAGCAGCCGAGCUCUUAAACACUGCACCAACAGGGCUCCAAAUUGGGGGUCACACAUUAAGUAACAGAAGGGGCAGCUAAUUGGGCAAUAUGGGCUUAAGGUAGCACAGUAAAUCUUGCCAGAGCCAGAACCUGUGUAGGGUGGAAACUUGUCAGAGAAGGAAAACUCACUGGGUGUUUAUGAGGUAGGAUUCUUAAUAGAUGGUAAUAGAAAAAUGGUAAGACUGUGUACCCUGUCAAAGGCGGAAAACUUGCAAGACCCAGAAAAACAAGGCAGUCCCGUCAAGUUCCAGCUGUCAACAGCUUUCACUAUAAUAAAAUACCACCAUGGGCUUCUGGGGAAUCUUGGGAAGCAGAUGGGCUUCCAGCACAGAGGAGGAAAUGCCUUCGGCCCCUGAGUGGGAACGGCCCAGAGGCGGUGGAGGGACAGAUAAGCUGAGGUCUUUGGAGGUCCUGCAGUCUGGAGUGGGGAGGACUCUCAGUGGGGGGCAUGGUGGGGUGAGGGGUUCAGACGCAGAAACCAGGCCUAGAAGAACAGAAGUUCCAAAGGUGCUGGUUGGAAGGUAGGGGAGAGACCUGUUUUCUAAGGGAGGAGCUCACUAAACGUGAAGGGUGUAGGGAUGAGUUAGAGGGCUGUGCUCUUGCAUGUGCUCCCCUGGCGUUUCACAGCAGCGGGGAAGCCUGGGCUCAGUAGUCCAGGGGUUUGCAUCUCCUCAGUCUCUGAGCCUGACCCCUGGAACUGCCCACUACUUGACUUCCAGACUCACCCUGAGGUUUGUACCUGCCAGUGAAGUUUAAUUUUUGAAAAGCAUCGAAUUUCACUUUGGCUUUUGAGGUGUGUCCCACCCCACUCCCAUCUGCCAGUCCUUGCGGUGUAAACCUGGCCCUUCAGAGUGUCAGCAGUAGUGGGUGAGCAUCAGGGGCAUGAUGGUCCUGGAGGGGAUCUUGGGGAGGAAGAUGAAAAUGCCUGUUGGGCUGGUAAACGACCACAGAAUAGCUCUAACUGUUCUCUUAUCAAUAGCGACUUUUUUUAGUGUAGACACCAGAGCCACAUGCUCUAAUGGCUCAGUAAGUUAUGACCUCAUGAAAUCUUUCUCAAAAGCCAACUGUUGCAUUCAAGUUCUCUGACUAGCCAGUCAAGAAAUGAACCUUUCAUCCUUUGUAUCAUCACAAAAGAGGCAACAGUAGGGGAGUGGGGAGGGAACUGUGGACACUGAGCCGAAAAAAUAUG
Trichechus manatus latirostris (Florida manatee) is the source of this 3481-nucleotide messenger RNA. It is a transcript of the gene SNN, whose product is annotated as stannin. The coding region runs from base 193 to 456 and encodes 87 amino acids. NCBI's taxonomy places the organism in Eukaryota, Metazoa, Chordata, Mammalia, Sirenia, Trichechidae. The record is from RefSeq and is a predicted model, not a curated record. The transcript has a single exon. Gene Ontology annotation, cellular component: mitochondrial outer membrane.